Molecule: messenger RNA, 2574 nt
Organism: Cordyceps militaris CM01
Lineage: Eukaryota; Fungi; Ascomycota; Sordariomycetes; Hypocreales; Cordycipitaceae
Exons: 3
Coding region: 1-2574 (857 amino acids)
Cellular component (GO): fungal-type vacuole membrane
Source: RefSeq, a predicted model, not a curated record
AUGGCUCCCAAGAACGCAUCCAAAAAACAUCAAGAGGAGCGGGCUGCCGAGACAGAACCCCUUCUUUCCGGUGAUUCCAAUGCCGUCGACGCUUCAUACGGCUCGCAACCGGUGACAAACGAUGCCGCCAGUGAUGCUCCCUCGUCGCAAGCGCCUCUCAAGCCACAGAAGAGCAAACGACGAUGGCCAUCCCUCGUUGCGAUGAUGCUCCUUGGAACCGUCGUCAUCGCCGUCAUCGUCCUUGGAUUCCUCGUUCCGCCGGCCGUACAGACAUACAUUGAAAAGGCCGUCGUUCUUGAACCCACUGGGCUCUCCCUCGACUCCAUUAGUUUUACCGGCAUCCGUGCCCGUGUGCAAGGCAACUUCCGCAUGGAUGCCGCCCGUGUCGAGGAUCCUAUGGCCCGCAGAAUCGGUCGCAUUGCCAUGAGUAUUAUGAGAACCGUGGACGCCGAGCAGACGCACAUCAAGCUCUACGUACCCGGCUAUGGCGAUGCCAUGGUCGGCUCCGCUGUGGUCCCGUCCCUGAGCCUCAACCUCGUCGACGGCAAAAAUACGUUCAUCGACAUCGUCACCGAUAUGAAGCUUGGAGAUAACGGCAGCAUCAAGAAGAUUGUCAACGACUGGCUCACUGGCAAGAUUAGCGAGCUAGAGGUCAAGACCGCAACCGCCUUGCAGCUCAAGUCGGGAUUUAUCCCUCUUGGGACUCAUGAUGUCAUCGAGUCCAUGGUUUUAGAAGGUCAAUCUCUCUACAGCACAUUUUCCUCCCUGUACUUUGGCGAAAAGUCCAUUACCAAAGAUGCUCCUUCGAUCCCCAAAUACAGCAUUCAGCACCUCAACUUUCACCAAGUCCCUCUAGGCCAUGGGGAUAGUCAAGGCAUUGGCGCGAAUGUCUCAGUCUCAGUGCAAAACGAGUACCCCAUCUCGUUGACUGUACCCCGCGUCGGCUUCGAGGUUCUCAUCUCGGGAUGUACACCCGACGAUGCUAAAAUCGCGGUCGGCACUGGCAGGUCUAGCGUCAUCGACGUGAAGCCAAAAACUGAUAUCAUUGCCGAGGCUUCUGGUUUGAUCCGCAAGUUGCCGCAGAAACUGACGCAGGCAUGUCCCGUUUCUGAACUGUCUCCACUCGAUGAAUUCCUCAAGCACUACCUCGGCGGCGAAGAGGCCCAGAUCUUUGUGCGCGGCAAGCAGCCCAGCGAUUCCGAGCUUCCUGAGUGGCUAGGCGAUUUACUGGCCAGCGUCACGGUCCCCAUCGACUUUCCAGGAGGUUCAUUUGACGACUUGCUCCGCAACUUUUCUUUAACUGACGUCGACUUUUCGCUUCCGAGCCCGUUCGAGCCAGAGGGCAAGCCUCGCGUAACCGGCACAGUUGUCGCCAUUGCAGCUUUGCCAGAGGGCGUCGACGUGGAUUUGAAGGUAGAAGGCCUCAAAACACAAGGCAACCUCUUUUACAAGGAUAAGAAAUUUGGCGAACUCAACCUGCGAGAGUGGCAAAAGGCAUCCUCUCGCAAGCUCGAUUCCGAUGCCAAGGAGAUACUCGUCGAGAUAACAUCUCGCGUCGACAACGCGCCGAUCGAUAUUACCGACAACGAUGUAUUUUCCUCACUCGCUAGUGAUUACCUCUUUGGCUCCAAAGGCGUCAUUGUCCACGCCCGUGCCAAACUGGAUGUCAAGGUCGACACCGUUCUCGGCCCCCUCGUCAUCAAAGAAGUCCCUGCGGAGGGCCGAAUUCCCGUCAAUGGGCUGCCGGGGGACUUCAUCAGCAAUGUCAAGCCACAAGUCGGGAACAUUUGGGUCCGCAACACGACGUCGACUGCGGUUAGACUGGAAUGCGCUGUAAACUUUACGAACCCGACGCCCUACAAAGCAUCGGUUCCUUUUAUCAAUCUACAUUUCUUCUCUGGUGAUGACAUCUUGGGGGACGUCACGGUGCAAGAUCUACUGGUGGGCCAAGGAAACGUCACCAAUGUCACUGUCAGCGCUUCGUGGGACCCGGCAGGCCUUGGCGGGGAAAGGAGCCGCUUGGCUGGGCGCAAGCUUAUCUCAGACUACCUUUCUGGGAAGAAUACCACCAUCACGAUACGGUCUCAUCGCGGCAGCGUGCCCAGCCUGCCAGAGCUUGGCGAAGCUCUGUCCAGAAUCCACGUGUCGAUUCCCACUCCCCGUCUCGAGCUCCCCGGCGACGGCCACGCACCUACCAACACUUCCAUGCCUGGCUUUCUCCGUGAGGCCUUCUUCCAUCUGCUGACGUCGUCGGCGACCUUUGUGCUGGUCUCGCCACUGCGCCACAACACGGUCCACAUCGAGUCCAUCCGUGCCACGGCCUUUUACAACCACACGGAACCUGUCGCGCACAUCGAGCACACCCAGCCGUUUGACGUGCCGCCGGGUCUGUCCGAGACGCCCCGGCUCGCCGUGCAGUGGUCAAGCGACAGCGUGGGCUACGACCGGCUGCGCGAGGCCCUCGGCGGCGAGAUGCGCCUGGAUGCGCACGCACAGGUGACGGUUCGGCUAGGGAGGUGGAUCGAGACGUUGCAGUAUGAAGGACGUGGCAUCGGUGCCAAGGUGCGCCUUUGA